GGCCCGAAGCCGCCGGCGUCCGGGCGGGGGCAGGGGCGAGCCGCGGCGCCGCGCCGCGCGCGCCUGCCCCUCGUCAGCGGGCCGAAGGCUUCGCGAGGCCCGCGAUGGACGGCAGCCGGGGCCCCGAUGGGCCCGCCGGCUGGCCCGACGGCGACGGCGGGGGCCUCUCCGCGGACGAGCCGCUGACGGGGGGCGCGGUGCCACCCAGGCGUGCGGGCUGGCGGCGCAGCGCGGCCGGCGCGGCGGUCCCGCUGCUGGUGGUCGGCGCCUGGCUCGCGCCGCCCGCCCCCCGCGCCCGCGCCCCGCGGCGGGCGGACGGCGCCGGCGCGGAGGGCAAGGCGGAGCGCGGGGGCUGCCUGCGGAGCGAGGAGGACGUGGAUUAUUGGACGCAGGCGUCCCUCUACGAAAUCUCGGACACUAAGAGCGAGCAGCUGUGCGCAGAGAGGUGCGCCGCGGACUCUCAGUGCGGUGCUUGGACGUGGGGCAAGAAGCGGGGUGUGACGGGGCUGACGGACGUGUGCUUCUUGAAAAAGCUAGGCGAGACGGAGAAGCCCGACAAGCGCAAGUCGAAGGGCGUCGUCUCCGGACUGCGGCCGGACAGCUCUUGCACUGGGCCGGCCCAGGUGUCCGCGGACGCCGGCUGGGUCAAGAGCAAGCACGGCAUCUGCCUCUCCGCCCCGGAGUCCGGGGUGCUCGGCGACAAGGUGCACAUGUCCUCGUGCGACAUCGGCGACGAGGACCAGCUGUGGACCUUCGACAAGGUCUCGGGCCAGAUCCGCCUCUCGAGGCCGCGCCCGUCUGCCCCCGAGGGCGUGUGCCUCACCGCCAAGGCGGGCGACGUGGAGUACAGCAUGGUGCUGAUCGAGAAGUGCGAGGACAGCAACGGGAACCAGCAGUGGUCCUACUCCGACACCGACUCCCAGAUCGUCCUGUGGUUCGGCCUGUGCCUCAACGCGCCGGAGCCGGCCUCGGACAGCAGCAGCGUGGACAUGCGCGUGUGCGACCGGCGGCAGGCGGGGCAGAGGUGGGCCAUCGGCAAGAAGAUGGGCAGGCUGUAUUACGACGACAGGUCAUACGUGGACAAGGAGCUGGCGGGCAGGUACCAGUCCCUCUUCUGCUUCGCUCUCAUGCUGCCCGGCAGCUACGAGGAGGAGCUGCUCUCCUGGCAGCUGCGCAAGGAAGCCAGCCUCUUCGCCUGCGACGCGGUUGCGAUCUACAGCAACAAGGCCGUCUCGCUCGGCCCAGGCGUGACGACCCGCGUAGUGGACAGCUCGUUGAAGUGCGACAUGGGCGGUGAGUUCCAGACAGCGCUGAACUUGCCGAUCUUCCUCGUAGUGUGGACAAAGGUCAUCGAGGACGGCUACUUCAUGGCCCAUGACUGGAUCCUCUGUGAAGGUGGAUCCGGACACCGUGUUCCUGGCGCCGAGGCUCCGCGGCUUCCUCAAGGCUCACCCCGAGACGGACGACGGCGUGUACCUCAACAACUGCAAGUACGGCUUGCAUGGCCCGCUGGAGGUGUUCUCCAGGAACGCGGUCAAGGCGUGGGCCCUGGGGUCAGAGAAGUGCGUGGACCACUUCACGGAGCUGUGCUCGGGAGACUGCGCCUGGGGGGAGGACAUGUUCAUCGACCAGUGCCUGAGCCGGGUGCUGAAGCUCCAGCGCGACAGCGACUUCCGCCUCCUGGUGGAGGACCACUGCGACCCGCCCGAGGGCUGGACCUCCUGCGAGGACCGCUCGCACGCCGCCUACCACCCCUUCAAGAACGUGUCGGGGUACGGCGACUGCCUCCGGAAUACGGCCCUUACGCGGGGGGGAGCGCGUGGGCGCCACGAGACGAAGGUAUGAGCGGUAACCACCGCCCGCCCUGCCGCCCAGCGGCCAUCUGCUCCCCUCUGCCAGCGCCUCUGCGCCAUCGCCUGGCUGCCAGGCCGGGCCCUGCGUGCCUGCCCUGGCCGCCUCGUGGCAUGCUUUCCUCCACCCCCCUUCCCUGGCGGACAAACCCAGACUCAUCUUUUGCGUUUCGCAAGUUGCGUGGAGGGCCCCCCCCCCCCCCCCCGACGGGUACCAGCCUCGCCUCGUUUACCUACCGCGCCGUGUGUUGGAGCGCCCCCCGUCGAGCGGUAGUUGCCCGCGACGGAGAUCGGUUUGGGUCUGUCGGCGGGAGGGGAGGGGGGCGCCCGCCAGAGCUUGGAGUUUUGUAUGGGACUCGGGCUACGCGUACCCUUGCUCCCCUCCUCUCCCUCGCCCCGCAAGGGGAAGGACGGGCGUAGGGGGAAGGAGGGACAACCGCGAGAUGCACACGUUUGUCCACCCAGUGCCUGCCGCCGCACCAGAAUUACUCGAAUUCGCGCAUGCCGUAGUGGCGGAUGUCCAGCGGGUCGCAAGUCUAAAAUUUGACGAUGAACAAGAUACGGGGGCGACGACCGCGACGAGCUCCGGUGCUGCGGACACGGGAUAGCUCGCAGUGUAAAUAUUUGCAGGGACCUUGCGCUACCUCUCUGUGCUUCCGUGCCAGGUCCUUGCAGGAGGGCCAAGGGUGGCCCGGAGCGAUCAGGAGGGUUAGGAAAGGAUUUGCAUUUGCUCAAUAGUUUGACAUCAUUAUGGAGCGGAUUUGCCCUCGCGUAAUCGCGAUAAUCAGGAAGGGCGCAAUCACAUCUGAUCCUUUCGCUAAGUGUUCUCUUUAGUUAGGAGACUGUCUUUGCAGAUCCAUGCUUCUCGUGACAGUUGCACUGAGCAGCUAGGGAGGAUAACUUUUCCCCGCGCGCGAUCGUGACCUGACACCUGGCGUUAAGGAAAAUAGACGGCCAUAUCAAAUCGAAUAACACCAAGAGAGCUGGGAGGUAUGCGAUGCAGCAUGGCACCACGUCGCGUGCACACUCGACGGCCGCGAGCGAAGAUUCUGGACCGUGCCAGCCCUGUCUCGCACGUAUCUCAUAUGUUACACUCGGCAGCACAACUUGCAGCGCAGAGCAGCCAGGUAUCCCACAACGC
This is a messenger RNA of Prorocentrum cordatum, 2991 nucleotides long. The record is from the annotation of a GenBank genome assembly. NCBI's taxonomy places the organism in Eukaryota, Dinophyceae, Prorocentrales, Prorocentraceae.